Ctenocephalides felis (cat flea) is the source of this 563-nucleotide messenger RNA. RefSeq lists its product as uncharacterized. Bases 66 to 431 code for a protein of 121 amino acids. The transcript is spliced from 2 exons. Lineage: Eukaryota; Metazoa; Arthropoda; Insecta; Siphonaptera; Pulicidae. The record is from RefSeq and is a predicted model, not a curated record.
UUUUUACUCGUGUUUUUAAGUAUGUCAUUUUAAAUUUUGAAAAUUAGUAAUUCCAUAAAUAAAAUAUGACUUCCGAGCAAGUAAGUUGCGUUUUAUUUAUUGGAAUUCUAUGUAUGUUUGUGGAUAUCUUCUAUCGGCUUACAUUAUGGUUCAUUUUCCACAUAUGGAAACUUGUUCAACGCUACAAUGCUGAUGAGGAGGAUUUCGAUGAUGACGUCGUUAACAUCGAGGUGUCUCGGCAAAUACUACUCCAGGGCGGUGAUGGAAAUUGGCACAACCUGCGAGCCAUGAGACGAAAUAUCCUGGGUGAAGAAAUUCCGGAACCAGAAAUACCCUGGCAUAUAGUUCAUGCCGUGAACACCAGUAUUAUGAGACAUCGCAUUAGACCAGAUAACAGAGUUCAAGUUAGACGGGCAAAUCGACCAUAUUGAAAUAAUUUAUUAAUCACUAAUUUUAAGGCAUUUGUUACUUUUUUAUGUUCAAAUCAGUUUAUUCACGUCUACAUUUAAAAUUGUCAGUCAUUCUAUUUUUUGUUUUCCCAGCAUAACAUUUACAAAAUCUGC